Frieseomelitta varia is the source of this 2296-nucleotide messenger RNA. RefSeq lists its product as uncharacterized. The coding region runs from base 504 to 1538 and encodes 344 amino acids. The record is from RefSeq and is a predicted model, not a curated record. Gene Ontology annotation, biological process: intracellular signal transduction. The transcript has 2 exons. NCBI's taxonomy places the organism in Eukaryota, Metazoa, Arthropoda, Insecta, Hymenoptera, Apidae.
GUAUGGAACUUUAUUUCCGAAGAAUCAACUGCAACAGCUUAUUACAAACUGAAUAUAAUGGAAAUCAAAGCUCAAAGUCACAAACUUCCCUUUACACCUUAAGAUAUUCGCCAUAAGCGUACAUUUCCAUAGGGAGCGUGCGUAUCCAUCUCAAUUUCGAGGAACAUGGUGGUAAUUUAUCAUCGUAAGCGUAUUAAUUACCAAGACUCGACGCGUAACAACGUGUAAUGCUGCAGCACUAUUCAGCAAAGGUGAAAGCUUCACGAAGCUGGCCUCACGAAACCGUUGUCCCCUUCGAUGGUCGAACAGAGGAAGCCCUUGGACUAUACUUAUUUAACGUCUAAUCGAAUUAGCCCUCUCUUGUUUCCGCGGUUGUCUCUCGUGUGUCAGCCGUCAUUCGUUAGCGAGCAAUGAUCGCGAUAGUUUGCUAGCACGUCUCGAAUCAUCGUUGCUGACGACGUAUCGGGGUCCGUUCGAGGUACGAGCGUAAAGAAAAAACCGAGAUGGAGGUGUUGAUCGACUGUUACUUCGACAAACUGUUCGAGGAGAUGGAUCGCAGUUGCUUGGCCUCUCGGUACAAACGUCGCGAGAUGGUCGACUACUUUUCAGACGUGAUAAACAGCUGCUCGCGAGCUGAGAAUCUAGACAAGCAAGACGUGUGCGAGAGGAUAGUGAUGUCAGCGCUCCGCUACCACAACAUCACGAUGAUGGAGAACGGGCACGUGUGCCUCCUCGGCAAGUUCCACAACGUGCUGUACGUGGCGGCGAAGCUCUGCUUCGACUGGAACCUGAACAACAACGAGAUCGUUUCCAGACUGCUCAACGACAUCUACUACUGCGAGAAGACGUUCGAGCGCAUCCUAGUGGGCGCCAUUUUCGGCACGCGAGUGACUCACUUCCUGUCCGGUUGGAAGAGCGACUUCGAGGACCGCGAGGAGAACCUCCGAGCGCUGCUUUACUUCCUGCAUCACGCGACUCUAGGGAAACUGGAGUAUCGUUGCACGUUCACGCCUGUCAAGAGACGGUUCAUCGACAUCCCCAUGGAAUCCUACGGGCAGGCGUUGCCACUGAGAGUGGCCAUACAACACGGUGCCCCGGAUAUUCUUUUGAUCAUGCUCCGUUACGGGGCCUCGGUCGAGCCGGACAGGCUAGCUCCAUCGCCGCUCGAGAUGCUCCUGAACAAGCUGAGCGAGUACGACGCCCAACCGGGCCAAGAUCGGAUCGUGUAUCCGGAACAGUUGCUCCUCUGUCUGAGGCUCGUGCUGAGGACCGUGUCGAGCGCGUUCUUCAAGACACCGGGGCACAUCGCCGAGCAGAGCGGCGUGUUCAGCGUUUCCAUUUACGAACAGUACCCGACGCUCGUCGAGCAGAAGCUGCUGCCGCCGGAGAGGAGUGGCUUGAGCCCGCCGGAAUUGAGGCAUCUCUGCCGAUGUCGUAUCCGUGAGACCUUGUUCGAGAAUUGGGCGUUGCCGCACGGGAUUCGGGAACUACAGAUCCCCGAGUCGUUGAGGAAUUACCUGGACCUUCUUCGUGAUUGAGGACGCUGCGCGAGCAGGUGCGCGUACACCGUGGGUUCACUGGGUCCAGGCAUUUCGUGAAACUUUACCACGGGGGAAGUCUUGCAUCAUAUUUCGAAAGACUUUGUCCUCUUUUGCAACUGGGAUCUUUUAAAAUUUAACGAUCGUUUCUUAAAACGGUAGACUUCCAAGUUUAUGCUUUGAAAAUAUAUAUUUUGGAAUCAUUCGGAGUGUCUGCGUGUGGGUGUUGAAUAAACGUAACGUAGAAACGUAUCGGACAAACGAAGAAGAAAGUGACUUUUUAGAUGUUUUAAAGGUGGAGCAUCACGUGCCUAUAUUGUAUACCGACAAUAAUACGAUUAAUAAAUUGUACACGCAAACGAGAAUUUCUCUCUUCCCCUUUCAGUUUUCGUAGAUAUAACAACUGUCCAACCUCUCACAAUCUCUGACCGUCUCUGAAAGAAAGAUGUGAGAAAGAAACGUAUUUGCAGAACGAAAUAGGUCACACGAUACAGAUUUACGAGAUCCGCAGUUCGUUUCAAGUUCGAUGAAAUCGAACAGAUACACACCAUCCGAAGUAUGGUUCGAAGAGUUUGACGCGCGAAAUGCACGCGUAACAUGUUGGCUAAAAUGUUUCGAAACUUGUUCGCAACUUUUGAUUCAGUUUCUUCUCACAAUGCGUUUCAACGUUACACGCGUGUCCAACUUUCUGAUCGAACACCGCGGUAACAGGAAUUUUCCAUUCUCGCGAUAUUUCACCACAUUUUCCUGCCAAGAAA